Penicillium angulare is the source of this 2031-nucleotide messenger RNA. It is a transcript of the gene lcb2, whose product is annotated as putative serine palmitoyltransferase 2. The record is from RefSeq and is a predicted model, not a curated record. Bases 1 to 2031 code for a protein of 676 amino acids. Gene Ontology annotation, biological process: ceramide biosynthetic process; sphingosine biosynthetic process. The transcript has a single exon. NCBI's taxonomy places the organism in Eukaryota, Fungi, Ascomycota, Eurotiomycetes, Eurotiales, Aspergillaceae. Gene Ontology annotation, cellular component: serine palmitoyltransferase complex. Gene Ontology annotation, molecular function: serine C-palmitoyltransferase activity; pyridoxal phosphate binding.
AUGCCUCGUCGGUUCAGCAAUAACUCCUCGAACGACACCUCCUCCAACUCUCCCUCCUUUUCACCUUCCUCGGGAAAGGGCGGCAUCGCUAUCAAGGCGCCCUCGGUCAAGUCCCAUCGCCUGUCCCAAUUCUUUUCGGUCUCGCCCAAAUCUAAGACUGAAUCUCAACCUGCACAGUCGACUCCCCAGUCGACCGCCGGAAAUCCUAAUACUUCUCCGUCCAUAAGUUCGGCGUCACUAUCCUUACCAACGAUAUCCCUCUCCACGGCGACCGCUGAUAACCCGAACAUGGACGAAAAGCCAACCACCCUCUUCCAGCCGCCAAGCCCGGAGGAGGCUCGCCUCUUGGCUAAGCAACAUGCUCAAUUUGGUCCCAUCGGGCAUCCUAGCCAUCGCUACUCGAGUCGACACCCUGGUGGUGUCUUCCCAGAGCCGGUGAUGGAUGAGCCGCCCUAUUAUUAUCUGCUCACAACAUACAUCAGUUAUUUAAUCUUAAUUGCUUUCGGUCAUGUUCGUGAUUUCUUUGGCAAGCGCUUUCGGGAAGAAAACUAUCGACACCUCAAAGCGCGCAACGGAUACGGUGCCCUGAACAGUGAUUUUGACAACUUCUACGUUCGUCGUCUCAAAUUGCGUAUCAAUGACUGCUUCGAGCGCCCGGUCACCGGUGUCCCUGGACGAACCAUCACAUUAAUCGACCGCGGUACGAAUGAUUACAACCACCACUUCCACCUAACUGGCACUACCACCGAUACUCUGAACCUGAGCUCCUACAAUUAUCUGGGAUUCGCCCAGUCGGAAGGCCCUUGCGCGGAUCUUUCGGAAGAGUCUGUUAAGAAAUACGGUAUCAGCACUCCUAGUACCCGCGCGGAGACCGGCACCCAGGAUUUGCAUGUCGAAGUUGAGGAUCUGAUUGCCAAGUUCGUGGGCAAGGAGGCCUCAAUGGUUUUCUCUAUGGGAUUCGGCACCAACGCCAAUGUCUUCCCCGCGCUUGUUAGCAAGGGCGACCUUCUGAUUUCCGAUGAGCUGAACCACGCCUCUAUCCGUUUUGGUGCUCGUCUCUCUGGUGCUUCAAUUGCUAUGUUCAAGCACAACGACAUGAGAGAUUUGGAGAUUAAGCUUCGCGAAGCCAUUUCACAAGGCCAGCCUCGUACUCAUCGUCCCUGGAAGAAAAUUCUGGUUGUCGUGGAAGGUCUCUACUCGAUGGAAGGAUCCAUGUGUAACUUGCCCGGUCUUGUCGCUCUGAAGCACCGUUACAAGUUCAACCUGUUCGUCGAUGAGGCUCACUCAAUUGGUGCAAUCGGACCCAUGGGUAAAGGUGUUUGUGACUACUUCAGCAUUGACACUGCCGAGGUAGAUGUCCUGAUGGGAACUCUUACUAAGUCCUUCGGUGCCAAUGGUGGUUACAUUGCCGCUGACAAGGCAAUGAUCGAUAAACUCCGGGCCACAAAUGCAGGUAUCUUCUACGGCGAAUCACCCGCCCCAUCGGUCCUUACACAAAUUUCUGCUGCCCUUCGUAUCAUCAAGGGCGAUCUCAUCCCCGGUCAAGGUGAAGAGCGAUUGCAACGAUUGGCUUUCAACUCGCGAUAUCUUCGCUUGGGAUUGAAACGUCUUGGCUUUAUAGUAUACGGCCACGAUGAUUCGCCCAUCAUCCCACUUUUGCUCUUCAACCCUGCCAAAAUGCCCGCUUUCUCCCAUGAGAUGCUUAAGCGGAAGAUUUCCGUUGUGGUUGUCGGAUACCCUGCUACUCCUCUGGUUUCAUCCCGUGCUCGUUUCUGCGUCUCUGCUGCUCACACCAAGGAUGAUCUUGACCGCAUCUUAACCGCUUGUGAUGAAAUUGGCAACGUCUUGCAGCUCAAGUUCUCUACCGGUAUCGCUGGUGGUGCCAUUCCCCCAGCUGAGGAGAUGGCCCCUCCACCAGAGAUGGAGAAAGAAUGGCAGCGUAAACGUACCGCAAAUAUUACCCCUCCAAGAUGGCGGGUAGAAGAUGUAAUUCGACGUGGAGUCCAGGAUGUCAAAUCACCUUUGUAUUAG